AUGGAUGCGAUCAAAAAGAAGAUGCAGUCCCUCAAGUCGGAGACUGAGAAUCUCAUGAAAGGCAUUGCCGCUCUAGAGGCUGAGACAAAAGCCUCCAACGAUGUGGCCAAUCAAUGCGAAGUAGAUAUUCGAGACAUUAGUAAAAAGAUCUCCAUGUACGAGUCGGACUUUGAUGAGACUAACGACAAGCUGGUGAAGACCACCGUCACCCUUGAGGAGAACGAGAUCGUGUUGAAGUCCACAGAGGACGACGUCAACGCCCUCUCUCGACGACAAGCUCUACUAGAGGAGGAGGUCAAAAAAGCCGAUACCACCUUGGCCGACACGGUCAUGAAACUGGCCUUUGCCUCCAAAGAGGCUGAUGGGAUCCUCAAGAAGGUCAAGUACUUUGAGACCAAGACCAUGCGAAAUGAGGUGGAGAUCGAGGAAUUGGACAAAACCCUCCGGGAAACGAAGAGAAUGGGAAGCGACUCCGAGCAAAAGUUGGACGAAAUGACCCGACGAUUGGGCCAAAAGUUGGACGAAAUGACCCGACGAUUGGGCGUUCAAGAGGAGGAAUGCAAGCGAUCCAUCGAAAGGGCUGAGGCAUCAGAGUCUAAGAUUCUUCAAUUAGAGGAAGAGUUGGCGGCUGUGGGCGAGAAUAUGAAACAGCUCGAGAUUUCCGCUGAGAAAGCACAGCAAAGAGAGGAGAAGCUCAAGGAGCAGAUCCAUUCCCUUUUGGCCAAGUUGAAGGUGGCCGAGGCUCGCUAUGAGUAUGGCGAGAUGAACAUUACUAAGCUCAAUCACCGUAUCGAUGAUAUUGAGGAUGACAUCUAUCGCGAGAAGCUCAAGAUCAAGAAGGUGUCCGACGAGCUGGACGAGACCUUUGAUGACAUGCUGACCAAUUACUAAUCUGAAGGAAUGAGAACCAUCGGGAACCCCUAACUAAUCUUCUCUCUCCAUAUAUCAUCCAUUGCUGCCAAGAAAACUCCACCAACCAAGUGCUCGCCACAUUGCUCGUUUUGGAAUUGUCCUUGCUUCCUUCCUUCAUGAAAUAAAACUGCAACUGUUCAGUUGACAUAUGUUGAA
This is a messenger RNA of Tigriopus californicus, 1068 nucleotides long. RefSeq names its product tropomyosin-like. Gene Ontology annotation, molecular function: actin filament binding. The coding region runs from base 1 to 891 and encodes 296 amino acids. Gene Ontology annotation, biological process: muscle contraction; actin filament organization. Gene Ontology annotation, cellular component: actin filament. The transcript is spliced from 2 exons. The record is from RefSeq and is a predicted model, not a curated record. Lineage: Eukaryota; Metazoa; Arthropoda; Copepoda; Harpacticoida; Harpacticidae.